AUGGCGGCAAUCGACAGCGCUGAUGGGCCCCUGUGUGUCUUCAUCAGCCACGACCCUCUCAGUCUCGACUUGCUGAUGAAGAAGGUGUCCGACAACGGCUGCGGGGCCAUCACCACAUUCUCAGGCACCACCAGAGAUAACUUCGAAGGCAAGGAGGUGGUCCGGCUCGAGUACGAAGCAUAUGAGCCGAUGGCGCUGAAGGUGCAUCUGGGAAUGCAGGGUGGCACUGCAUAA
This is a messenger RNA of Symbiodinium natans, 234 nucleotides long. The record is from the annotation of a GenBank genome assembly. NCBI's taxonomy places the organism in Eukaryota, Dinophyceae, Suessiales, Symbiodiniaceae.